Saccoglossus kowalevskii is the source of this 762-nucleotide messenger RNA. RefSeq lists its product as uncharacterized. The record is from RefSeq and is a predicted model, not a curated record. Lineage: Eukaryota; Metazoa; Hemichordata; Enteropneusta; Harrimaniidae.
UUUCUAUGGCAACGGAGAUUACACAGCUGAUUAUGCGGAUGGAAUACACUGGAAGUCGUGGUCAGGCAUUGGUACUCUCAUAGAACAGUUGUUAUGAAAAUUCUACCGACUGGUCCUGCUACAACUACAUCAUCUAUGGAACCAAAGACGAAACAUGAGAGAAACGAAAUGGCAAUAGUUUCAAAUGUAACACUCAUUGACUGCCAAGAUGUAGUGAACGCAGGAUAUACAGAAACUGGUGUUUAUGAAAUCUAUCCUGAAGGGUUGCCGUAUGGAACCCCAGUGUGGUGUGAAGUAGAUGGUAAUACUGGAUGGACCGUCUUUCAACGUCGUAUGGACGGCUCGCAAGAUUUCCACUUAUAUUGGGAAGACUACAAGCGUGGGUUUGGUAAUAUCAACGGUGAAUUCUGGUUGGGGAACGAGGCUGUACAUUUAAUUACGACCCGCAUUGGUAGACUGUAUGAACUUCAUAUUGACCUACAGAGAGAAGAUAAUGACCUUUGGUACUACGUGAAAUACUCUGAUUUCAAAAUUACUAACGAGGAUGAUAAUUACAGACUUCUAUAUAACCACUUUAUAGAGGGCACUGCUGACGAUGAUUUAGCAUAUCAGAAUAAUAUGCAAUUUACUACAAGAGAUAGAGAUAACGAUUUGUACACUUAUAACUGUGCUGAUUUUGAAUUUUCUGUCGGACUGACACCAAUGAAAGCUACGUUAGAGGCAACUAUGCGAGCACAAUUCUUUACUCGAUCGAUUGGUUAG